GCUUAUGAUGGGACACAUCUGUCCUUGCGCAAGGUGUUGCGCAAGCCUGGCUCAACAAGGAAUUCUCAAAAUUUCAUUUUAGAUUUGCUGCUAUUUCUUAAGUAUUGAGUUUUACAUAUCCUGAAUUCGGGAUAUAAACGUUUGAUUAUCGUAGUUUUUAAAAAUAGUCAUACUAUUUUUCUAACCUAAUAGAAAACCUCAAUAUUUUGUUGUCGAAGUAUGGAGGUUAUGUAGUUAUCAUAAAGUGCUGCGUAACAUUUGAACGCUGCAAAUGUGUUUUUUUGCUUAGUUUUGCCCUAGCUUGUUCUUGCCUUUUUUACCUUCUUUUGCCCUAUCGCACAUGGUUUUGCCCUUUUUUGCCCUAUCGCACACUAUUUUGCCUUUUUGCCCUGUCGCGCGCUUCUCUUGAAAAUGCUGUAAAAAAUUCAAAAUUCAAUCCAGCUUCUGAAAAUUCUGAUUAUGAGAGCUCUAUCAUUGAACAAUUUAGGCUUCUAAAAUUAUUUUCGUUAUAGAAUGCAUAUUUCUCCAUUCUAUUAAGUUAGCAAUAUUCAAACUCGAAGGGGGCGAUUCUUGUCUUGCAUAAAAAGAUGAGAAGCAAGAAUUGAAAGUAGACAAAUACCCGAGGAUUUUCAAAUUAUAUCAACAGGCUACCAGCAGCAAUUCCUUACUACUGGGAGUACGUCUAGAAAAGUAUAUAUAUUCACACUUGUUUUAGAUUUCCCUAAUGUUCGUAACAGCAAAAAAAAAAAUAGAGCCCUAUUCCUUGGCCAUGAUUUUUGACUGAUUUCUAAACUUACUUAAUAUUUGGAGUUCAUGGCCGGCGCGACCUCGGAAGGUGAACACAUUAACAGUAUUCACCUACAAAAUCUUGAAAAAAUUUGCAAAAGUUGUGGAAAUCGCCUCAAAAAAUACAAAGACCGGUUCGAAACUAGUUAAAAUUGCACACGUAGUAUUUCUUGCUGAAACCUACAAUUUGAGUAUUGAAAAGGACGAUCAGACGAUUCACCCAUCGAAGUUCUGUCGUGAGUGUUUUCGGUCGUAUCGCAUCCACACUUGCGAGGUCGUUUUUUGGGAAAAACACACUGACACUUGCAGUACUUGCGAAAAAGAAGAGUUUGCAAGAAAAGGAGGAAGACCAAAAAAGUCAAAGCGAGGUGGUGGAAACACAAGAAAAGCGCAGCGACGGAUCUCCUUUGUAGACUCUGUUGCGGCGUUACAAGAUCAAAUAGCCGAUGUGACAAAAGAGAUUGCAAGUCGACGAAUUGAUAAUUUUUCAGAACGGUUCGAGUUGAACGAAGUCCGAAAAGACGACUUCUAUUGUCCAAUUUGCAGCGAGCUAUUGGACAAACCGGUCGAGACAAUCUUUACGCAUAAUGCUUAAUGUGGGGAACAUGAAUGUCGGCCAAGCGAAGGCAGCGCCCCCCAAACGCCGCCCAACAGCAGCCAUCCCAGACCAGCGAGGCCCUAAAAGACCUGAGAGAUGGGAAAAUGAAUAGGGAGGUCGCCGAACUGGGGACUGCAGUGGUGCGAGAACUUUUAAAGCGCUCAGCUGACAAAACCGUCUCACUACAAUGCCGCGGAAAGUCAUUGGUGUUAAAACACACGCCAAAUUCCCAAAAGCCAAAUGACGAGGUUUCUGCCCGGCAUUUGAGAAGAAGGGUCUCUCAUUUACAGAAGGUCGGUGGGAGGCUAAGCGCGGGUGGGGAGAUGGACACCCUGGUUAUCCAUCAACUGCGACAAAAGGAGAAGAAGGAGCGCGAGGCAGUUCUAAAGAAAGCCCUUGGCAAGGAACUCAUCUUGCAGAUUCCAGAGGGAGAGGCCUUGGCCAUGAAAGCUGACCUCCGCCUACCUUGGUUUGCCCUUGGAAAGCUUAGGCGGUAGGUUUUUAUUUAUAUAAAUCUAAAUUAAUCCUUUGUUAGAAACGAAAUAAUUGGUUGAAAUAGCAACAUAUCUUAAAGUAUUUGUUUCGCUACGACAGGUGGUUUAGUAACUGGAUUUUGUCCACAUUUUGUUCACAAAGCCCAAGAAUAUCGAAGCCGUUUGCCACAGAGUCAUUGAGGUCUGCCAGGCUGAGUGUCCAGAACUACUUGGCCAGGCAAGAACUGUCAAGGCAAAAUUCCAACAGUUGUUCAGCUUAUUCAGUGUGUGCCACUUCAAGUACAAUUCUGCGACCCCGAUGUCCCAAGAACAGUUAUCAAUUCAAACCUAUAUUCAAACCUAUUUUGACUUAUUUUUCGCCAACAGAGCAAGAUAUCAAACUACUAUGUGGUUACUACCGCGAAACAUUUCCUGAUGAGUCUUUCCCUCCCAGGUUCUACAUGCUGGAGCACCACGUCGUGGAAAUUCAUCAGGCGCUGGAGAUUCCCUUUGGGCUUUUUCGGGGAGCAGGGAGGCGAAUCAAUCCACCAUGAGCUUCAGGCCCUGCACCCUACGCACAGCCAAACAAAGCCGGCUACAAAUCGCCUCAAAGCCAUCAUCCAAGAUCACUACGUGAUCGUUGCACCGGCUAACAGGAACGUUAUUCCUGAGAAGAAACGGCGUAAUCUUAAAAGCAAAGAAAAGCAAUGAAGUUAGAAGUUAGAAUUAAAGGCCGAUAUCAUUGUAAUAUAUUUGUAUAAAUUAAGUAAGUACUUAUAGCUUUCAGUUGAAUCAGGCAGACUCCAUUAUUUUAGCAAACGAAAUACGAAAACAUAAUAUUCAUACUAAUUAUUGUAGAAGCUUGCAAAAUAUUUAAGUUGCUUAAAGUUAUCGUAGAGGUUUUCUGAAACCAUAGCAUUAUGAUAGUAAGCGACUAACUUUAUGUAAAACCAAUUUGAAAGCCACAAUCAAUAAAAACAGCUGAAGCCUCUAA
Molecule: messenger RNA, 2851 nt
Organism: Nematostella vectensis (starlet sea anemone)
Lineage: Eukaryota; Metazoa; Cnidaria; Anthozoa; Actiniaria; Edwardsiidae
Exons: 2
Coding region: 1396-1881 (161 amino acids)
Source: RefSeq, a predicted model, not a curated record